AUAUUAGAAGGUUGCAAAAAUAAUAUAAUUAGGCAUUACCACAAUUGGCUGCUGGCAUUCUUGCACACAAGAUGGGUAAGCCUGUAACCCGAUCGCUUUCUCGUUCGUUGAAUGAACCCUUGUGUCCUGCACAAACCUCGUCAUCAAACACCUUCAAUAUCCCACCAACCAAAUUACACUUCCGACAAAGAAAAAUCCGAAAACCCUCCAUCAAGAAUAUCACCGCCACCAUAACCAAAACCACCACCACUUCCCAUCGCCUCUCCACAAUCACUAAACCCUUAUCCGUCACCGGCGAAAUUGACCGCGCUCUUCAACAUCUACAAAACUCGGACCCUCUCCUUAAAACUCUGAUAAGUGAUUCUAAACAACCCACUUUCGAAUCCAACACCUCCCCUUUUUUAUCCCUAUCAAGAAGCAUUCUCUACCAGCAGCUCGCUAUUAAUGCAGCAAAAUCAAUUUACACCCGCUUUCUCACCCUCUGCGGAGGCGAAUCCGGGUUAAAACCCGAGAAAAUCCUCUCCUUAUCUGCUCAACAGCUUCGAGAAAUCGGGGUUUCGGGUCGGAAAGCGAGUUACCUUCAUGAUCUAGCGGAGAAAUACAGAAAUGGGGCUCUCUCAGACUCUUUAAUACUUGAAAUGAAUGAUGAAAUGCUUUUGACUAGCUUGACUGCAGUUAAGGGAAUUGGGGUUUGGUCUGUGCAUAUGUUUAUGAUCUUUUCAUUACACAGACCUGAUGUCUUGCCGGUGGGUGAUCUUGGUGUGAGGAAAGGAGUGCAGAGUUUGUAUGGGCUUAAGGAGCUACCGCAGCCGUUAAUAAUGGAACAGCUUUGUGAGAAGUGGAGGCCUUAUAGGUCUGUUGGGUCCUGGUAUAUGUGGAGGUUAAUGGAAGCUAAGAAGUUGGCUUCUGGCUGAAAAGUCAGACUGUUGUCUAAGCUUUGGAUUGUUCAGUUGUUAUUGUAUCAAAGUUGGGCUCUGAUAUUGAGUUAUCGUUCUGGAGUCCGUCUCUGUUGUCAAUUAGCGACUCUAAGACGUUUUAGACCAGUUUUAUCACAUCUCAUACUACAGAAAUAUCAGACAGAAACAAAAAGGUGAUGUCUAACCGUUACAUUAUGAAUAGAAUUGCCUGAAGUGUAGAAAUGGACUUGUCACAUACUUGAUAACUUAGAGCACUUUAUGAUACAACAAAUCCUAGGUUCAAACACACUAAUUUUCUUCAGGUGUCCCAUUAGAGUAUGCUGAUAUUGAUUAUAUGUUUCUUGAGGUAAUUUGUAUUAUUUUACUAGUUUAGUGUGUUCUUAAUCAUGUGUUGGUGAUAGAGCUAAUUGAAUGUGUAACCAGUCAGAAGUUUGAAAAUUGUUAAUUGCUAAGGCCAAGUGCAAUAUGUUAAUAGUCUUAUGGUAAUGGUUAUAGUAUGAUAAUGAAGCGUUUAUGAAAAUACAAUGAGUUUCUCA
This is a messenger RNA of Mercurialis annua (annual mercury), 1453 nucleotides long. Its product is annotated as alkylbase DNA glycosidase-like protein mag2. The transcript is spliced from 2 exons. Gene Ontology annotation, cellular component: protein-DNA complex; nucleus. The coding region runs from base 72 to 914 and encodes 280 amino acids. Gene Ontology annotation, biological process: base-excision repair, AP site formation; base-excision repair; DNA alkylation repair. Gene Ontology annotation, molecular function: DNA-7-methylguanine glycosylase activity; DNA-3-methyladenine glycosylase activity; alkylated DNA binding. NCBI's taxonomy places the organism in Eukaryota, Viridiplantae, Streptophyta, Magnoliopsida, Malpighiales, Euphorbiaceae. The record is from RefSeq and is a predicted model, not a curated record.